Molecule: messenger RNA, 6248 nt
Organism: Planococcus citri (citrus mealybug)
Lineage: Eukaryota; Metazoa; Arthropoda; Insecta; Hemiptera; Pseudococcidae
Exons: 4
Coding region: 512-1249 (245 amino acids)
Source: RefSeq, a predicted model, not a curated record
GGCAACCAACCAACAUUCAACAUAACGCAACUUUGUAAAUCGAAACCGGGUUGCAAUUUUGCAAAUCUUUAAACCAGUGAUAAUAUCGAUCGAUAUUCGUCGAAAGUGAUUUGCUUUUUUUUUUCGUAACCCCGCAGGCUGAUUGAAUUUUUUUUUAAAAUUAUUUUUCGUCGAGUUACCUAGAGGGUGAUUUAGUUACCGCGAACCGUUAUUUAUAGAAUUUUUCGCGUCGACAAUUUUUUUUCGUACUGUUUUACUCCUGAAACACGUGUUUUUUUCCUUACCGGUGGUGAUUUGUUGUGUUAUGAUGCGCGUCCCGACGAUGUCCAGACAACAUUACGUAAUAAACGUCUAGACUCUUUCGGGUUAAUUACAUAUUAUUUUGAACGUGUGGCCUGCUCGCAAAGGCUACCUCGACUUCAAUUGUGUUACAAUUAUUUUGUUUUGUUUUAAAUAAUCGACGAUAAUAUUUUGUGUUUCACUACCUAUUGACCUGAAAACCAAAGCAAUCAUGGACGUAAGUGGAUACACACUCCAAUAUUCAAUUAUACUGCUGUUGAUCAGCAUUUCAACGGUAUACGCAGCUUGCACAUGCCGCGAGGCAGGCCUGCAAGUACCUAUGUGGGAAGCCCCUUGUGGAAUGAAAAUCGACAGCGACGCUUUCGACGACAAUCAUCAGAUGGAUGCGAAGAUUAAACGUUCGAUGAUCAUGAAAUCGUUGAAAGAGGUCAAGCAAAAUUUGAAACUCUGCUUGUACUUUUAUCAACGUCAAAACUACACUAUAAAGACUCACAACAUGAAGCUACCAAAGAUAUUCUCCAACGGUUGGUUACCAACGAGUCAAGAAGUUCGCGACAUCAGCGUCUCCAGCGUUGAAACUAUACCAAACAUCGAGCAAAUUUUGUACACCAUGUUACAAAAAUACGCCAUGAUGUUUACGGAAAUGUUAACCGAUGACGAGGAUAUCCCGAAGCAAAAAUUCGCCAAAAGAGUUCUCGCAGAUUUGAAAUCGCUACUCUGCGACGUGCAAUCGAGUCUAAUCUCGCUGGAAGUCAGACCAUCCGGAGAUCGACUCGAAAUCCCGCAGCAAUAUUUAUACAAAGGAUCGGCGGAAAAAACAGCGAGACAUUUGCGAGAUAUCGAGGUAAUAUCGAAAUACGGUGAUUUUCUAAAACAGUGGCUUCAAUGGAUCAGGAAAACUAGGCAACAAUUCAGGAAAAAUAAGAAGAAAAAUCGUCAAAAUUCGUAAAAGAAUGAAUUUUUUUUUCUGGUAUAUGAUUUUAUCGAUGACGACGUCGACGACCGUCCCAACCACUGUCCAGUGUCCCCUUCCUUCUGUACAUCUCCUCUAAAUUUCCGAGCUAGCUACGCUUUCCCAAGUACAUACGACUUAUGUACUGUACUAUUGUGAUAUUUCUAGACGACGAAUUACACUAGAGGAGAGAGAAGAGAAAGAGGAAGAGUAACGAGUGCUUAAGUAUACUACUUAUACCUUAAAAAUACGCAGUUCCUAGUGUUCUACAUACACCUCCCAUUACGCUUCUUCUUUCCAUUGCAACGCACAGUUGCAAGAUGUGUUGCCUAAGCCUAAGCCUCAAAAAACAAUCACAUUAUUAUUCGGCCACGACCUAGGUAGGUAUUCUAAUUCCUCGAAUUUCUGGUCAUAUACGAAUAAGGUUCCAUGUUCCAUCUGAUUUUCCACUUGUUGUUUUUAAUGUACUACGUAUGUAUUUUUUUACCGUUUAGUAUUCCUUUUAUGACUUAGUAGCUAUAUAUUUUAUUUUCGUUUAUUGUUUGUUGUGUUGUUUAUUUUUUUAAGUAUUGUAUUUAGAUGUUGUACUUUGUAUUUGGUCGUUCCAAUUUUUUUUUUUUUCAUUUUUUUGAUGACUGCCUAGUUAUUUAAUUGUUUUUACUAUUCAUUUUUUUUUCAUUUUUUUUAAAUAUUUCGUGGUAAUUUAUAAGUGUUGUGGUACUUUCUUUCCCAUAAGGCAACUAGUGGUGAUUAUACUUAUAUUCUUAAGGAAUAAGUUGAAUGUUUGUGUGAUUCGUCCUUUGAAAAAGCAAUACCUAAGGUAUCUAUGGAAAAAAUUUCUGAACGAUUUCGUGGCGGUAUUUUAAUAUUCAAUUUCGACGUUUUCGUUUAAUUUUAGAGUUUGAAUUGAACAAAAAAAUGUUUACCAGACGAAUUUUCAAAAUUAUAGAAAAACCAUUGAUUUAAAAACUCAAUGAAAAAACUAACCUCUCUCUCACCCCCCUCACCCCUUCUUCCUCUUCAUUCCAGACACAUCCAGAAUACGUCUUUUUACACGUACUUCAACCUGCAAAAUUCAGAUUUCAAUGCUCAGUUUUUGAAAUUAUAACAAAUCAAAAAUUGAAAAAUAAAAAUAAGAAUUUCCUCAUCAUCUUCCUCUCACCCCCCCUCCCCCCCCCGAAAAACAGUCAUCACUUUCUCCUACGGUGCGACAUGUCGAUUUCAGCUAAUUUGAGGUCGCUGAGUUCAAAUAUCGAUAUAUUUUUUUGAUUCGACCCUUCAGUGCCUGGUGAGUCGACCAUUUUUUUGAAAAAACGAUUCACUGAAAAAAUACUUAAAGUUUAAAUCCAAGGACUAGAUUAAUAUUCGAACUCGGUGACGCCGAAUUAAUGGGAAUCGAUGUCAAACCACGUAUUCAUUAUCAGGGCUCGGAUAUUCUAUCUCCAUAAACUCUAAAUAUGUGUUUAAAAGUUCCCUAAAAAUGCCAAAAAUGCUGUAAAACGAAAAAUAUUCCCUAAAAAUGCCAAAAACGCUCAAAAAAGUAAGAAUAUUCCCUAACGAUAUGGGUGUGUUUUACAGAAGAAAUCAUCUUCACAACAAUUUUAAUAUGUACAUAUUGUAAAGUACAAUAUUAGGAAUUUGCGAACAAAAAAAUCCUUUAAAAUUUGGUUUUGCGAAAAUCUUUGUCUUCGCUUUCACCUUGAUUUUCAUGAGAAAAUUUUGUGGGGAAAAAUGGAAAAUUGGCCAAAUAUAGGUACAGGAGGUACAAAAAUUUGGAAUUGGAUACAAUAUUCUCGAAAAAUGAGACAAAUUCUCUAAAAACCUACCUGAAAAAAGUCCCUUAAGUGCCUAAAUAUGCUUUUUCAUACUCUUAUACGAGUAGGUAGAAUAUGCGAAAAUAUGCUGUAAAAAAUUAGACUUACUUUACUGGAAAUUUUAUAAAUCGUGGGGAUAGUUGAAAAAUUCCUUGAAAAAAAUAAGAGAAUAUUCGAUCUUGGUACCCCCGAAAAAUUAACACACGACUCGUCACAGUUCGUUUUAGAAUUUUUAAUUUUAGGUCCGUUUUUCAAAUUUUUUUUUUUUUUUGAAAUUUGAUGGAGCUUGGCAACAAAUUGUGGCAAUCGACUUCAACGAGGUGUAGGAAAAAUUCCAAUCUUUUAGAUCAAUGCUUAGCUUCGUCUCUCCCCGCAAAGAGCUCAAAGUUUGAAAAAAUUUCAAUUUUUUUCUUGAUCCAGGUGAUUUUUUUAAUUCAAAAAAAAAAUGAAAAAUUUGAACUUUUGAGCUCUCAACGAAGAGGUUGAACAUUGACCUAGAAAUCCGAAAUUUUUUCCACUUUUUUCAAAAAAAUUCAAAAACGAAAUUGAAAACCUUUCACUGAAAUGAUUUUUACAGACGUUUUCCAGUUUUCCAAGUCUUUUAAAAUUUAACCACACCCAAAAUGGACGGGGAGGGGGGGACAAAUCUAUUUAAAUGUCAUCAGAGAAGAAUUUGGUUAAUUAAUGCACAAACUAUUGUCUGAUUCUCAUGAAGCUAAGAUCAGCGAAGGGGGUGAAAUUCAAAAAUUAUCGUAUGAUAGGAUUUCAAAAGCAUUGAUCUUGAUUCUAAAAUCCAUUUGAACCAAAAAUCGAAAUCGAGCCUCUCUUUGGAGCCCGAAACGUCACAAAAUGCAAUCAGUUUUGAAUAUGUAUAGGGUCACAUUGUUUUAAGAAUCAGAAUCAGCGCAUCUAAAAACACUUCAUUUCGAUACCCAUAUUGUAUUUUUUGAAUUUUCAGGCCCCGAGUCCUUCUCUGAGCCCUCAAUUUUAGUUUAGGGGGUCAAACAGGGUUCAUUAUCGGAAUAAGUGUCCUCAAAAAUCUAUAGUUCGAUGUUCAUAAUACAUUUUCAAAUUUUUGGGCUUAUAUGUAUUACGUACCUUCUUCUAGGGAUACUUAGAUUUUGCUUUUGUGGUCAAUGGACUUUUAGAAUCGGAACCAGGGUCUUCAAAAACCUAUACUUUGAUAAGCAUAUUACAUUUAGUGAAAUUUGAGGUCUCAAGCCCUUCUCUGAGUCACUCAGUUUUGGUUUCUGAGUCAAGAGUUGCUUUUUUUGACAUUUUGAAGUUUUUUUUUCAAUUUUUCCUCUCCUUAUACUCGUACAUUCAACCUAGCACUCAAUGUGAUGCUUCAUUUGUUAUUUUUUCUUGAAAAUUGAACCUCUCAAUGUCUUCCAACCACCCAUUUUGAAGAGAAAAAGCGACGAAGGACUCUGAGUGUUGAAAUCUAAAUUAAACAGAUAUUAGAACUCAGCGACCACGAAUUAAUGAGGAUCGACAUGUCACAUCACAUUUUUGUAAAACAUUUUUCAAUUUUUUUUCAAAGUUGAACCGUUGGAAGAGCACUGAGGGGUCGUAACCGAAAAAUGGGUAAAUAUUCGAACUCAGCACCCUCGAAAACCUAACAAACGACACGUCACUUGCAGUUUUCAAAUUUUUCGAUAUUCAUGGGCUGUGGGGGGAGGGGGGUGUUAGAGGGGUUGGAUCGAAAAAACAUACUGACAUUAUAACUUGGCGUCUUGAAUUCAGUAACAAUCGAUAUGCAACUUGACUUUUGAAAUUUUUUUCAACUUUGAUCAAAACUUAGGGUUUUGCGCCCCCCCCCCCCCCAAACUACGAAAGUCAAUUUUAAUUACUGAUUUUGAAUCUCCUACCUAAUCUCUUCAAAACCAAGCAAAUAAAUUUGACCCUACUUUAACCAGUCUUGAGAUAUCAGCUUGCAAAUUUGGGCAGUAGCGAAUCUCCUAUCUAAUCUUUUCAAAACCAAGCAAAUAAAUUUGACCCUAGUUUAACCAGUAUUGAAAUAUGAACUUGCACAUUUUUGGCAGUAGCUUAAACUCAGAAAUAUUCGAAAUUUCCACCCCUUUCCUACCCACAGCUCGAUUUUUCAAAAAACAGAUACUGAGAACAUAUCCAUUUUUUACUCUUUUUUUUUCUCUCAAAUUUUAAAAGCUUUUUCGUGUUUUUUUUUCCAAAACGAGUAGGUAAACAAAUAUUCAAACAUACUGCCACGAAUGAUACCUAAUUCAUUUCCAUUCAGUACCUUUAUAAUUAUUAUAAACCAAUACUAAUUAUAAUAUUUUCCAAAAUAAUCCCAUUAUGCCGGUGAUUUAAUAAAGAUAAUGUUCCAAAAUACCCGAGAUUAAAGGUAAUAAUCGAUUUUUAUGUGAUUAAUAAUUCCGUAUGCGAAAAUUUCACAAUUUUUAUUAAGUUAUUAUGCUAUACGACGCUUAUAGGUAGUAUAAGAGUACGUAUUAAUUACCGUUAAAGCAUCGCAUUCGCAUAACAAUCAUCAAGAGUGUAUGUUAUAAUAAUUAAUAAUAAAAAACACGUCGUUAAAAAAUUAAAAUCGCCAUAAUCUUACAUAAUGUAUUAACUUUAUAGCGAAUUUAUUUCGUAAUUCGUCGUAACUUUCACGCCUUUUAGGAGUAUUAUUACUUUUUUCGUGUACCAUUAUUUUUUACUUUUUUUUAAAACAAAAUUUUCUAUGAAUUUUUCAAAUACGAUGCUUCGAGGUAAGAUGAUUUGGUUUAGGUAUUUUUAAAUGUACCUAGACCUACAUACGUCUAUAUUAGCCCAGUUUAAUAUUGACCAACAACUUACAAAAAAAGCUCAUAUUACUGGGCUGCAUUGAGAGUUGAGACAAUGAGCAUUUUUAUAAAUUCAAAUUGUGAUCUCGUAAUGUAAUAAUUUUAUAUUUCUUUUUUGUAUACCUCUACCUAUUAAGAUUAAGAUUUUGUUUCUUUAUUUUUUUUUUUUUGAAUAAAUUAUGCAGAUGAAAUCGUAUUGUUUGUUUUGAUUGAAAAGAAAAGUAUAAUCGAUCGAUACAGGAAGAGUGUGACAUAUCACAAUCACACCUACAUAUCAAAAAACACAUAAAACAGAUUAAUACACCUUCGCUAUCUCCUAAAUUUAUAACGAUCAUAGCAAUUAAAGCAAGAUCAUUAUAAUUUAUAUAGACCGCA